ACUCGCAGCCCAGGCUCAGUCGCAGCCCCUCGGAGUCCGGAGCCCGCCGCCCCUGCGGACCGGACAGUGCGGCCGGCGGCCGGGACGGAGCCCCCAGCCCGCGAGGAGGGCGCGGCGCAGGCGGCGGCGGCGGCGCGGCGGGGAGGAGCCCGGGCCGGAACCAGGGCUGGGCUGGGGGCGGGGACGCCGGGGUCCGGGAGCCCGGGAGCCGGAGCGAGCUGACGAGCGUCGCGGAAGGACCGGGAAGGAGGAGCGGAGCCGCAGCGAGCCAAGCAGCCCAUAAAGUGCGAUGCCCCGGCGGGGUUGAGGCGCGCGGCGGUCGGCGCGGCGCGCUGGGAGGACGCCCGGGAGCUGCGCGGCGCUGGGCGGCGCGGAGGGGCAGCCCCGGCGGGCGGCGGCGGGCCCGGGCUGCGACCGGAGCGAGCCCCAUGCCCCGCGCGGGCUGACGGGCCGGAGCCCGCACGGAGCGGCCGGGCGGGACAGGUACCGCUAGAGCGACAUGAUGGUGGAAUCUGCCUCGGAGACAAUCAGGUCGGCUCCAUCUGGUCAGAAUGGUGUGGGCAGCCUCUCUGGGCAAGCCGAUGGCAGCAGCGGCGGGGCCACAGGGACAACUGCAAGUGGCACGGGCAGGGAAGUGACCACAGGUGCAGACAGCAAUGGUGAGAUGAGCCCCGCGGAGCUGCUGCACUUCCAGCAGCAACAGGCUCUCCAAGUGGCCCGGCAGUUCCUGCUGCAGCAGGCCUCAGGCCUGAGCUCCCCAGGGAACAAUGAGAGCAAACAGUCUGCCUCUGCUGUGCAGGUGCCUGUGUCGGUGGCCAUGAUGUCGCCACAGAUGCUUACCCCGCAACAGAUGCAGCAGAUCCUGUCGCCCCCGCAGCUGCAGGCCUUGCUCCAGCAGCAGCAAGCCCUCAUGCUCCAGCAGGAGUACUACAAGAAGCAGCAGGAGCAGCUCCACCUGCAGCUCCUCACCCAGCAGCAGGCUGGGAAGCCGCAGCCCAAAGAGGCACUGGGGAACAAGCAGCUGGCCUUCCAGCAGCAGCUCCUGCAAAUGCAACAGUUGCAGCAGCAGCACCUGCUCAACCUGCAGAGGCAGGGGCUGGUCAGCCUGCAGCCCAACCAAGCCUCGGGGCCCCUCCAGACCCUUCCGCAAGCAGCUGUUUGCCCAACAGACCUGCCCCAGCUGUGGAAGGGUGAGGGUGCCCCCGGGCAGCCUGCCGAGGACAGCGUCAAGCAGGAGGGGCUGGACCUCACUGGCACGGCCGCCACCGCUACCUCGUUUGCCGCUCCCCCCAAGGUCUCACCCCCCCUCUCCCACCAUACUCUGCCCAACGGACAGCCCACUGUGCUCACAUCUCGGAGAGACAGCUCUUCCCACGAGGAGACCCCCGGCUCCCACCCCCUGUACGGACACGGAGAGUGCAAGUGGCCAGGCUGUGAGACCCUGUGUGAAGACCUGGGCCAGUUUAUCAAACACCUCAACACAGAGCAUGCCCUCGAUGACCGGAGUACAGCCCAGUGCCGGGUACAGAUGCAAGUGGUGCAGCAGCUGGAGAUCCAGCUCGCCAAGGAGAGCGAGCGGCUGCAGGCCAUGAUGGCCCACCUGCACAUGCGGCCCUCGGAACCCAAGCCCUUCAGCCAGCCACUGAACCCGGUCCCCGGCUCCUCCUCAUUCUCCAAGGUGACCGUCUCUGCAGCAGACUCGUUCCCAGAUGGUCUCGUGCACCCCCCGACCUCGGCCGCAGCCCCUGUCACCCCCCUACGGCCCCCUGGCUUGGGCUCUGCCUCCCUGCAUGGUGGGGGCCCAGCCCGUCGGAGAAGCAGCGACAAGUUCUGCUCCCCCAUCUCCUCAGAGCUGGCCCAGAAUCAUGAGUUCUACAAGAACGCCGACGUCCGGCCCCCCUUCACCUACGCCUCCCUCAUCCGCCAGGCCAUCCUGGAAACCCCUGACAGGCAGCUGACCUUGAAUGAGAUCUAUAACUGGUUCACCAGGAUGUUCGCCUAUUUCCGCAGAAACACUGCCACCUGGAAGAACGCCGUGCGCCACAACCUCAGCCUGCACAAGUGCUUCGUCCGCGUGGAGAACGUCAAGGGUGCCGUGUGGACUGUGGACGAGCGGGAGUAUCAGAAGCGGAGACCGCCAAAGAUGACAGGGAGCCCCACCCUGGUGAAGAACAUGAUCUCGGGCCUCAGCUAUGGAGCACUUAAUGCCAGCUACCAGGCCGCCCUGGCCGAGAGCAGCUUCCCCCUCCUCAACAGCCCUGGCAUGCUGAACCCUGGCUCCGCCAGCAGCCUGCUGCCCCUCAGCCACGAUGACGUGGGUGCCCCCGUGGAGCCGCUGCCCAGCAACGGCAGCAGCAGCCCUCCUCGCCUCUCCCCGCCCCAGUACAGCCACCAGGUGCAGGUGAAGGAGGAGCCAGCAGAGGCGGAGGAAGACAGGCAGCCUGGGCCUCCCCUGGGCGCCCCUAACCCCAGCGCCUCGGGGCCUCUGGAAGACAGGGACCUGGAGGAGGAGCUGCCGGGAGAAGAACUGUCCUAAGGGCCUGUAGGGACCGGCAGGGCAGGGGUGAGACCCCUCCCUUCCAGAAUCCAGGCCCCAUCUCCCCCCACUCCACAGCCCCUCCCGAGCCUCAAGGCAAAUCCAGGACUCAGACGGGGGAGGCCCGGGCCAGCAGCUCCCAGUGUGACCUGACAAAAACACGUAGGGGCAGGACGGUUCCCACCCCCAGGGACACAACCCCUGGUCUCGGACCAGUAGAGGACACGGAGGGUUCAGACCCCUCCUCAGACCCUCCCCACAUCUGAAACCGCCUCCCCCCAACCACCAGCAGCAGCAGGGCCCUCCUCCCCCACCAGCUAUCCCCACAGGGCCCCUCAGCACCAUGGAGACCCGCAGGCGGGGCUUAGCCACCCCUCUCAAACCCAGGGCCCCCGGCACCUCUCUCUGGCCCCUGGCUCUGGCCGUGUUUUCUGGCCAGAGGCCCCCACUUUCCUAACUCGUGCUCCCUUCUGCCGCCUUUUCCGUACUGUGAAGAAAGAACUCUCCACCCCCAGCUCCCACCCUGCCCUGGCCUGAGUGGAGGAACUGUUCCUCCAUCCCCAGAAGAAACAGCCCCGUCUGCUGCUGGGGUGGGACUGUCUGUGUGCCCUGUGGGGGUCCGUGUGAGCAGGCCCACCUGGCUCCAGCCCUGCCCCCAACCUGAGACAGAACCCGGCUGAGCCAGGCCUCCACCCCCACCCCCGUUUGCUGGGGGAUCCUCCAGCCGCCCCCAUGGGAAGAGGCCUGGUACUGCCUCACCCACAGAGGUCUGUGCCAGGUGUGCUUCUGCAGGUGGAGCCAAGCUCCCCCUGAGGCCAGAGGCGGGGGCCUGGGCCGGGAGCCCAGGGGAAGGCCAGGCUGGACCCCGGCUCCACACCCACAUCCAGCCUGCAGGCCUCUCUGCAGUCCUCUCACACUCCCUCAGCUCCCCUUCCUCUGCAGUCGCCCUCAGCUCCCCUUCCCUGCCCGCCUCUUCCCCCCACGGCCCCCCUCCCCCCCCAGUUAAACGGAUGACCAAAGACCUUUCUUAUGCCGGAAGCAAAAACCAAAACUUUUUGUUGGCUUUUUCCUUUGUCGCCUCCCCAGCACCUGCCCUCCCAUUCUCCCCCCCCGGCCCCCGGCUGGAAGCCCUCCCUCCACUUAAGUUAUUGUUUUAAACCAAAGUUUACAGUGUCUGUUGGUGGCCAAGACCCUCUCUCUCCACCCCUCCUCCAUCCACCCCGAGGACCCUGGGGCUCAGUGGAGGCAGGGCCCUGCCCCCCUCCCCUCCGCUCCUGCCCAGCCUGGGGGAAGGAGAAAGGAGGAGAGGAAGCAGGCUCUCACCCCGUCAGGAGUGGGCACAGGAGCCCUCCUCCCCGACCCUGGGCUGCUUCCUGGGGGCUCUCCAGACCCCUCUCUAGGACCAAGUCACCCGUCGUGCUGGGAGUGUGGAUUCUAGCAAAAGAGCUGGAAAAAAGUGAGACUCUCCACAGACCCCCUAUGGGGGACCCCAACUCAAGGCCAAGGACUGGGCAUAUUGGAUGCUCAUAACACCUCUGGCCUGGCCCCUUUACUGAGAAGACUCCUUGGAUAUUUCCCAAGAACCCCCCACAUACACCCCUCACAAGCCACCCCUCCUGAGAGGCAGGGGGCCCUCCGCCCCCUCCCCAUGUAUUCCCCACCUGUGUUCCGUUUGACCAGCACAGAAAUAUUAAACGUCCUCUAUUCACCGGGCCCUGUGUGUGUCACCGAGGUGCGGGAGAGGAGGAGCAUUAAAGCUGAAAGAUCGCUCUGCUCAGGGAACCUGGGCAGAGCAGCAGCAAUGUGAGGGUCGCUGUGGUGGUGGUUUCUGUGAGUGGAUGGAAUGAGCAGCCCUGCAGGGGUGCUGGGCAUGUGCCCUCACUGUAGACAGGGCCCACCCACCUCCAGUUCCCCUGUGCCUCCUGUCCCUUCCACGCUUAAACAGGGUUCUCUGUCAUUUUCCUGUUUUCUUCCAGUGUCCCAAUCCUUCGCCCUAGUUCUUUCACUAGUUUGAAAUCCAAGUUCUUGCCAGAGUGUUGGAGAAGGCAGCUGAUUUGCUGCAGGGAUGGAGAGGACCACUGCCUCAGGGUUCCUUUACCUGUGCCACCUGCUCUGGAGACGUCCACCCCCAUGCCCAGAUGUCCUUCCGGGCCCAUUGUCCACGUCUUCAAGGGGGCUGCCUGGAUAAGCGUGUGUGUGUGUAGUCGUGUCCAGGUGUGGUGGUGGCAUCCUAAAGCAGUAGGACCCUUAGUGUGCAUAUACACCCACGUGGCACGCUGUGCGGUGACCAUAAUCAUCAUAGUCAUUGUGGGCUCACGGCAGAAAUGGGAUCAUUCAACCUGUACAAAGGGGACCCUGGAUAGGCCGCAAGGAAAGAGGCCAAGGGCCAAGCUGUUAAGCCAAAGAUGGGCCCUGACACUUCCCCCAGCCCCAGCACACCAGCCUGCGCCUCUUAUUCCGUCUUAAGUCCUGGUUCCCCACCUGCUGCCCCUCCUCAACAGAGCCCCUCCUGCCACCUCAGACCCCCGUGCACAUCCCCAGGGCCUCAGCCGUCUCAUUGGUCUUCUUUAUUUUUUAUUUUUUUUAAGAUGGGAGUUUCACUCUUGUUGCCCAGAUUGGAGUGCAGUGACACUAUCUCGGCUCACUGCAACCUUUGCCUCCCGGGUUCAAGCGAUUCUCCCGCCUCAGCCUCCCGAGUAGCUGGGAUUACAGGCAUGCACCACCACGCCAGGCUAAUUUUUUUGUAUUUUUAGUAGAGAUGGGGUUUCUCCAUGUUGGUCAGGCUGAUCUCAAACUCCCAACCUCAGGUGAUCCGCCGGCCUCGGCCUCCCAAAGUGCUGGGAUUAUAGGCGUGAGCCACCGCACCCGGCCCUCAUUGGUCUUAUGCCACCUUCUGGACACUCCCUCCUUGAGGGCAGAAAGGAGUCCCAGGCCUGUCCCUAGGGACAAGGCCCAGAAGAGUGUAUUUGGCGAGCAGGGGAGGGGAGGGUGUUGAGAAAGCUGAACUGGAGUCAAUCACCCUUUCCACAAAUCACCAAACUGCUGGAACUCUCCAGCCAAAUGCUAGGAGAAGGACCUGGAUGGUGAGUCUUUGCUGGCCUCUCUCUACUUUCAGGCAUGUCUUUUGUCCUUUUCCUCCAUCUGUUUCUGUCUGUCGCUCCCUCACCCUGCUUUCUCUGUCUCACCUUCAUCCACUCUGCAGGCCUGCUCCACCACAGCCCUAAUCCUCUGGACGCUUGUGUAGAGCCUGGGGUGAAUUCCCUGUCCCCCAUGGUACCUCGAGAGGGGCUGGGGAGCUCAGCUUGGUCUUAGAGUCUCCCCACCAGACACUGUUUAAAGAAGUAGCACUGAUGUGUAUUGUAAUCUGCCCCUCCCAGCCCUCCUGGAGGCUGCCAGGGCCUUGUACGGUAAACCUAGCUGCAUGUAAUCUGUGGACAAUGGCAUUCUCUACAAUGCAAUAAAACGAUUACCCAUGA
Messenger RNA from Nomascus leucogenys (northern white-cheeked gibbon), 6012 nucleotides. It is a transcript of the gene FOXP4, whose product is annotated as forkhead box P4. Gene Ontology annotation, biological process: regulation of transcription by RNA polymerase II. The record is from RefSeq and is a predicted model, not a curated record. Lineage: Eukaryota; Metazoa; Chordata; Mammalia; Primates; Hylobatidae. Gene Ontology annotation, molecular function: RNA polymerase II cis-regulatory region sequence-specific DNA binding; DNA-binding transcription repressor activity, RNA polymerase II-specific. Gene Ontology annotation, cellular component: nucleus.